Ramularia collo-cygni is the source of this 1194-nucleotide messenger RNA. Its product is annotated as related to spliceosome-associated protein SAP-49. The record is from RefSeq and is a predicted model, not a curated record. The transcript is spliced from 2 exons. Gene Ontology annotation, biological process: positive regulation of mRNA splicing, via spliceosome. Gene Ontology annotation, cellular component: U12-type spliceosomal complex; nucleolus. Lineage: Eukaryota; Fungi; Ascomycota; Dothideomycetes; Mycosphaerellales; Mycosphaerellaceae. Gene Ontology annotation, molecular function: RNA binding. The coding region runs from base 1 to 1194 and encodes 397 amino acids.
AUGUCGGGCGCACGGCAUUGGGAACAAGACAAGGACAGCACGCUCUACAUAGGCAACCUCGAUGAGCGCUGCACCGAUGCUCUGGUCUGGGAAUUGAUGCUCCAAGCGGGCCCCGUCAUUAACGUCCACCUUCCCAAGGACCGCGUCACUCAAACCCACCAAGGCUAUGGCUUCGUCGAGUUCGGUGGGGAAGAGGACGCCGACUAUGCCUGCAAAAUCAUGAACCAGAUCCGGCUGUGGGGCAAGCCAAUUCGCGUCAACAAGGCAUCGGCAGACAAGCGCGUCCAGGGAGAGGGAGGAGCGGGCGCGGGAGGUGUUGGGGCGGAACUCUUCAUCGGAAAUCUUGACGGCAUGGCCGAUGAAAAGGUGCUGUACGAGACCUUUUCCCGCUUUGGGCAAUUGCUCUCCGUGCCAAAGGUGGCGCGGGAUGAUGCCAACCUCAGCAAAGGAUAUGGAUUCGUCAGCUAUUCCAACUUUGAGAGCAGUGACCAGGCCAUCGAGCACAUGCAUGGCCAGUACUUGAUGAACAAGGAGAUUACGGUGCAAUACGCAUACAAGAAGGACGGCAAAGGCGAACGACACGGAGAUGCUGCGGAACGUGCUCUCGCUGCACAGGCGAGGAAGCAUGGAGUGGAAGUCGCAAUUCCUGCUCUCCCUGCUGCUUUGGUCAUGCCGAGUGGAACACCUUCCGGACCAUCCGCAAUGAACGGUUAUGGCCCCCCUCCAAACGGCAUGCCUCCUCAACAACAGCGUCAAACCCCUCAACCGCCGCCUGCAUAUGGUGGAGGCGGAUAUCAAGGCUACGCUCCUCCUCCCGGUCCACAAGUCCCAAUGAACUUCGCGCCCCCACCACCCAUGAAUUUUGCCUACGCCACACCUCCAACUCCUGCAGGAGGCUUCCAGCAUCUCCCUACUCCAUCCUCGACGGGCACAAUCCCCAACAGCGGUCUCCCGCAACACCUCCCUCCUCAACACCUCCCACCUCAGCACCAAGGACCUCGACAAAUGUUCAACCAUCAAGCACCUCUCGCUGCACCUCCUCCAGGCCUCCCCGCAAGACCGCCGCCUUCAAGCGCGGGAUAUGGURGGCCUGUGAUGCCGCCAGGUCCACCGGGAGCAUUCCCUGGUCCGCCAGCGGGAUUGCCACCUAGGCCCAGUGGUUUCCCUGGGAAUGGGCAGCAGAAUGGACGGUGA